Messenger RNA from Penicillium manginii, 771 nucleotides. Its product is annotated as ankyrin repeat domain-containing protein. The coding region runs from base 1 to 771 and encodes 256 amino acids. The record is from RefSeq and is a predicted model, not a curated record. Lineage: Eukaryota; Fungi; Ascomycota; Eurotiomycetes; Eurotiales; Aspergillaceae. Gene Ontology annotation, molecular function: protein binding. The transcript has a single exon.
AUGUCGAUCCUUCGAUUACCCAAUGAAUUGCUUCUUCAUAUCGCCUCAUUUCUACUCUUUGAUUGGGACAUCGCCUCUCUUCUGCGGGCAAACCGCCGGCUGAAAGAUCUCCUCGAGGUACCUCUCCUCCAGAACAAUUUAUCUGAACAUGGGGGCUCGGCACUACCCGUAUUCGCCAAAAAUGGUCGCAGAUCGGGCGUUCAAACCUUCCUAAAACUAGGAGCAAGCGGAUACGAAGUUGAUUUCAACUUUCGUACCGCGUGGUCCUACGCAGCCGAGAACGGGGACUUCGAAACCUGGCAAAUGCUUCUGGACCAUAUGCUGUCCCUUGGUCGUGAAUUGGAUUUGAAUAUCUCCGACGAACGUACCCCACUCAGCUGGGCAGCGGAAGGCGGUCAACUCGAAUUCGCUCAAUACUUAGUCCAACUUGGGGCAGAUGUUAAUUCAAAAAGCAUGGAGAAGCGGACUGCCCUGAGCUAUGCAGCCCAGUCAGGGCACUUCACGAUCGUUCGGUGGCUGCUUGACCAAGGGGCCAACACACAAGACUCAACUCAAUCAUCAGACAUAGAUGGCCUCACACCUUUGCACUACGCAGCUUUUGGAGGGCACGAAGACAUAAUGGGAUUCCUCAUAUCGAUUGGUGCAGGUGUUGACCAAUCGGGGCUCGACUCUAUGGACAUAGGAGCGCAGACACCGUUGAUGGAAGCAGCUCGAGGGGGGGCAAUAUGCAGCGGCGAAAAUGCUUCUCGAAAUGGGUGCAAAUGCAAAUGA